CUUCCUCCCUCCUCUCUUUUGGGCCGUGUCAGGCGGCGGCCGCCAGCGUGGGGCGCGGAGGCCUCCUCCCGCCGGGCGUGUCGGGCCCGGCCAGCUGCAGCCGUUAGCGGCCGCGCUCGCUCCCCUCUGCGAGGGGCGGGAGGCCGCGCCGCCGCUGCGCGGGGCUCACCUGUUGGCCCGGGACGCCCCCCACCCCCACACACACACACACUUCGCCCCGCCGUUGGGAGCGGCCGCCAUGGCGGAGACCGAGGAGAGGAGCCUCGACGACUUCUUCGCCAAGCGGGACAAGAAGAAGCGGAAGGAGAAGAGCAGCCGAGGGGCCGCCGCCGCCGCCUCCUCCUCCAGCGCCUCCAACCCCGCUUCGAACGCCGCGGGGGCGGCUGUGGCGGCGGCCGGGGGACCCCGCCCGGCUGAGGGCAGCGGUUCCGGGGCCGCCUCUUCCAACGCUGGCUCCGCCAAGACGGCGACCAAGGAAGAGGAUGAUUGGAAGGAGUUUGAGCAAAAGGAAGAAAUUGAUUAUAGUGGUCUUAGAGUUCAGUCCAUGCAAAUAAGUGAAAAAGAAGAUGAUGAAAGUGAAAAAAGAGAAGAACCUGGUGACAACUGGGAAGAGACUGGUGGUGGUGUAGACAGAUCAUCUGGUCCUUGGAACAAGUCAGCUCCUGCACCAGCACCUAUCGUUGAACCAAUUGUUACAGAAACCCCAGAACCAGUUCAGACCGGUGGUGUAUACAGGCCGCCUGGUGCCAGGGAGGGUGGCAGGCCACGGAGAGCACAGCAAGGACCACCAGAAAUCUAUAGUGAUACGCAGUUUCCAUCACUGCAGUCCACCGCCAAGCUUGUAGACAGUCGAAAAUACUGAGCCUUCGUAAAGGUUGACUACCUCAGACUUGCUGCACUCAUUGUGGACACCAUGUGGAUCACAACUUCUGGAAGAGAAGGUUACAGCUGUUUUAGUGGCCACCUGAAACUUGAAACCAGCUCUACUGGAUUCCUGUCAGAAAUCCUGCAGAAGUCAGCCAUUUGGUUCCAAUUUGCUAUAACAAAGAUUUAAGUGACCUUAAUGACAAACCUAUUCUGUUCCCCUUCUGAGGAAUCCUGUCGUGUAGCCAUAGCCUGCUAGAGACUUCUGGAGCGUACCAUACCACUCAUACUAUCCAAGUAUAACAGAGCUGUAGUUUGUUUACCUUUUUAGAUAGCUGUACUGAAGUAACUGCAAAACAAAUUAAAACUCAUUCAGUAUCAGAUUUGAGGAAUUAUGGGUUUGAAUGGUCUGUUUGUGUUAGCCGUUUUCACAGUUGUCUGUUUAAGCUUUUUUUUCUAUUCUCCACAAAAAAAAAAACCUGCCUUGUUUCUGGUAUCAAAUUGCAGUAUAUUUAAAUAAUGAUGAGAUGUUGUAGUGAAAUAGGGUUUAUUUUGUUUUUUUGUCAUGAGGUUUGUCUUUUUCACCCUAAAGCACUAAGACUGACGAGUUUUGAUUUGACACAGAGGUAUCCAGACUCCAACUACAGUCUUCAGAAAUUGUUAAAAAUGAGAUAUGUGGCAGUAGUGAUACUAGAUAAAAAUUUCUCCUCUAUUAAAAAGUUAUUUGCUUGUUGAAGAGUAAUGGUUACUUGAUAACUACAAUAACUUAGUAUGCAGAGGGAUAACUAGAGCUGGAAAGCCUUAUUUGUUUGGCUACUUCUGUGAAGCAUGCAGGCUUUUUGAGGCAGAAAUUCUCUAACUAAAACUCAUAAAUGGUCUUUAUUCAAAGUCAGGAAGUUUAGUGAUAAUGGAGGGCAGUGACUUCUUUAAGUUGUCAUCUCUGACUUAAUUUAGUGGCAGUAGGCAAAAUGGCACUGAUACACUAAGAAUAUAGAACAUUGCCUGUAACUCUGAUUCGAUGAAUGAAACCUGUCAAGUACCAAAAGUGUCCUGCUAUAACUGUUUUUGUCUUCUCUGAAUUGUUACACCAGAAGCAAAAUGAAAUAUGAUAGUGGUGUGCUCCAGUGUUGAGGUUUCUCAGAGUAAAUGCCAAAAAAUAGACCCAAUAUCUAUAAGAGUUGCCAAUGGCAAGAAAAACAAGGGAACAAAACAAAACUUGCUUUUGUGUGCGGGAGUAGUGUGUAUGUGCAGAAGAUGAGGGUAGUGCAGGAAUUGCCUGGUUGGGUUCCCUUUGACUAACCGCUGACUCGCUUUAAAUCUACUUCUCUGAGGCCAAUGGGAAUUUUGCUGUUGACUUCAGUGGGGCUGGGGUUUCACCUGGUUCUUUUGUGCACAGACUAGAACUGGCCUUGCCCUUGCAGAGUUAACUGUAUCUAAAACUUCUGCUAGAAGCUGCUAUUAAAGAGAGGGCUCAUGAGACUAUUCUUAGAAUUGGAGACUUCAUUUGGAAACAAAACCCCACUGAAAGACUGAUACCAAUACCUUGGACUCUGAGCCAUGUAUCUUCCUUGAAAAUAACAUUUUUGCCAGCAAAACUGUUGAUUUGUCACUAAAGAUUUCUGUGGAAUUCAUGGUAAAUGGACAUGUCACUUGAUGUGGGAGAAACGUGAAGUCUUAAAACACUUUUCCUGAUGCUCUAAAGUGAUUGAGAUCACCAAUGCACAUGAAUCAAGUUUUAGUCUACUGUAUGAAGGGUAGAUGAGACUGUCCAUUGUACCGUCUUUAUUUGAGGUUUUGGGCAUGAAUUCUGGCAGUUCAAGAAAACCCUGUAACAGUUUCAAAUCAAAUAAAAUGGAAAUAUACAUGGAUUCUGGAGUCUAAUGAAUCUUUACCUUUAGUUCUAGCUUAUGAUCAUACAACAGCUAAGGAAACACAGAGCGUUUGGAUCUCUUAAGGGACAGGCCGUGGAGUGGGUAGUCAGCCUUAUGGUCAGGUGGGCUAUGUUUGAGAGCUUAUAGCAGUGCAUAUGAGUGUGACUUUUAUUUAUACAUAGAAGUUUAGUUUGCUACCUGUCAGAGUGUCUUCUGACUCCCACCAUCUAGGACUGGUUUGAGAUUGUGAAUUAAGUAUGAAUGAAGCUUUGAUUUGCUUUUCACUUGGAAGUAGCUCUGCUAAAUUAAAGAAUGAAAAAAAAAAAAACCAAAAACCAAACAAAAAAGCCCCUCUGGAUGGUUACUGUCACUGGAGUCCAUCAGCUACUGAUAACUAGAGGUGUUACUUUGGGGGCUUUUCUUAAGCAUAUCAUUCCAGGUUCUUUCUGGAGGCAUAAAGGAAAAAAAAUCAGAAAUGCAGCAGUUUCCAUAGUACAGAAUGUUAAACUAAUUUAAAGUGUUUCUAGUGUUAAAUACCGCUGCCAGCAACUAUCAAAAUGCCAGUUGUCAGUAUCUUCCUUAUAACAAUUAAUUGUUCUGCAUGCCUGAAAUUUUCAAAGUCAGUCCUCUGUGGAAGCUCAGUAUGCUUUUGAGACUCUGAAGUCCAACUUCAUCUGGUUUGUUGUUGCAUUCAUUCCAGGCAUGCUAAGAAUGUCCACUUCAUUCCUUCAAAAUCCUUGUUGAAGGCUCAUUCCAUAAGUGAAGGAUUGUCAGUUGUAGAAACGAGAUUCUUGGUACCAGUCAGUAAAAUGCAGUUGUGUGCCGCUUCAGGAACUUCCUAACCUAGCCUGUAACAUGCUUUUAUGGUGGUUAGUUAUUAAUUUCCAAUUUAAAUGUUCCAUUUUACUGUCUCUGUCUUAAAAUAAAAACACAGCUGUAUAGUAGAACAUUUAAAUGUCUAGUACUUACUGGGGAAGGAACAACUUGGAUUUGUGGUUCUUGGUGAUACAGUCUGUAUUUAAGGAAUGUUAAAAUGCCAAAACCUAGAUAAUUUUAAUAAAGUUGGACUUCCCAAAUGCCCACUGUAGGAAUCUGGCAUCUGUAUUUACUUGAGCUGUGAUAAUAAAUGUAAGAGAGGACUAGGUUUGCUCACACCCCACCCCCACCCUCCUGCCCAGUUCAGCUUUGCCCUGGUUAAUCUUGCUCAGAAAUGAAGAGGAAUUGACAAAAGUGACGUGUGUCCUGCUACUUCAGUUUUGUCUUUGUAGCUAGCUUUACCAGUCAUGUCCAAAGUAACUCUCUUACAAAAUUUAGGAAUAGAUGAAUUUUUAAUGGUACAAAUUGUGUUAGAGACCUGACUCCACAGGGACAAGGGUUUACAGUGCCUGACUGCAUCUGGUGGCUCUUGGAAACUCUUUCAUCACCACAACAUGGCUGAGACACCUGUGCUGUUUAGGUCAAGUAAACACAAUACAAAUUUGAUAGGGCUGCACAUCUUGGAGUUUGCUUAUCUGAGCUUUUGCAGUAGUUCUUUUGUCUUUCUAAUUUCAGCUUGGUUGAGCGGUUCUAAACUUGCUUGUGGUUUUCUGUCAAAUACCAUGACUAAAAUGGAGCAGAUGAUUCUUUUUUUAGACUAAUAGGCCUUCAUGUGCUUAAAAGGUGCUUAUUUACAAGGUAGUAAUAUUAUUCUUCCUAAUAUUGACAUGGUCAGAGAAAUUAAUACCUCGUAUUUUACAUGACCAAUUUGUAUCGGAGGCCCAAGAAACUAAAUUUUACCAAAAACACCUCAAGUACUUAAAAAUACGUAUGAAUAGCCACAAUCCAGGUUUUGUUGCCUGACUGUAAUUUAGUUCCCAAAUUGUCCCCUUCUGUUUUCAGCUUUUAAUUUCACAAAUUGGUUUUAAUGGUAAAUAGGGGCUUUAUUUGGGAAUACAAGAAAAUAAGAACAUGCAUAUUUAAAUUUCAGAUAUAUAAAUUAGGUAUGUACAAAGGGGGAGGAAAUCUGACAUACAUUUGCUGAUAAAUUCUUCAGAAGUUAGAAAGUCAGCUUGUCUGUAUCAGGAUUCACAUGAGAACCUGCAAGCUCUAGCAGAUGGAGGAAGACAUGACAGCAGAAAAGAGAACUGAGGAGUCCAAUCCUGAUUCAGAUAAGUCUGUCUACCCUGUAUCUAGAGUUUGGCUUCUGAAGCACCAAAUGUAGUUCUGUUUGAAGUGAAAUAAAACAGAAAGGAAGUUUUGUGGUUUUUUUUAAUUAGGGAGAGUGGAAAUUAUGGGAAUAAAACACAGGAGGUAUAAGAGAGGGAUUAGGAAGGCUGUUUUCUAAAUGAUAGUAUUAAAUGCAUGGCCUGAGGUAGGGAGCGGAGUGCAAGUGGCUGGAUAGGAGAAGUGCUGUGUGGGUCAGUGCUGCUUUCACAAGUGGCAGAUCCACCUGACUUCAAAUCAGCAACUAAGUGUUUCAAGUUCAGUACCUGGGGAAGGCAUCCCUUUAAAGGAAAGAAUUAGGAAAACCUGUACAGAGAAGGUAGAAUUUUGCUUUGGUACAAAGCUGUCUAACCAGUUGCCCAAAGACAGAGCCGAGAAAGGACAAAUUCCAAGAUAGUUCAGCAAUCUUAUUAGGAAAUAACUUGUUUCAUACUUAAGAAAGCUUUUCACUUCUGCAUGAUAAAAAGCCGAGACACUAAUUCAAAUGGCUAUGAAGACAUUUCCUGCUUUGUGAAGCAUCUUCUAAUGGUACGUAUGUCAUGGGUUUAUGUUCAGUUGCUUAGAACAUAUGUUGAUAUAGCAAGGUUAAUGAAGUUCAAUGGGCUGCUUAGCCAGAACACAAAUAUUAAAACCGUAUCACAGUAUUAUUAAUGAAUCACCAGAAAAAGCAGUGCAUCUGGAACACUGGAAUGGAAAGUAUCAUCUAAAACAACUGUGGGCACUGAAGAGAAGCAAGCCCAUUUUGUAGCAAGAGCAUAGGACCAGCAGAGUGGGGUUUGGCCUUGGUUUUCCACUGAGCUGCUGUGUUAACUUCAAGUAAUUUAGGUUCACUUUGCCUCAGUUUCCCCAGCUGUACCAAAAACCCCAACAACCUACCUCACAGGGGUGUUGUGAGGCCAAAGCUGUUCGUUGUCGAGGGCUGGGGCCAAUGGAAGGUGCUACAGAGGACUAAAAGUUUGUAUUAGAAGAUCUUUAUAUUAGCUUUCACUACAGUAUUUUAAUACUACUUUGGGAAAGGCUCAUUUCUACAGAACGUAAUAUGUGUUCUAUUGAAGUAUUAUGUAAUUAGACUUAUUUUAGUAUGUAUGGGUAAGGAAAAAGUUCAGGCUGAGCACUCUAACUGGUAUUUCCUCUCUUUAAUUACCUGUGCAACCUGAGUGGUAUAUUAAUAUGAGACUUUCUGGUUUUAUGUGAAAUACAUUAAAAUCAAUAUUGCUAUGUUUUGUAAACCCCAUGACUGAAAUAAAACCCUGCUCACAGUUGA
This is a messenger RNA of Harpia harpyja (harpy eagle), 6201 nucleotides long. RefSeq names its product CDV3 homolog (gene CDV3). Gene Ontology annotation, cellular component: cytoplasm. Bases 239 to 862 code for a protein of 207 amino acids. The record is from RefSeq and is a predicted model, not a curated record. NCBI's taxonomy places the organism in Eukaryota, Metazoa, Chordata, Aves, Accipitriformes, Accipitridae. The transcript is spliced from 5 exons.